CCUCCUGUCCAGCAGGUGGCGACACACACCUCUCUUGCUGGUGUGUAAUAUCGACAAAGAAGUGUUUUCCGGCGUGUGUGGAUUUAGAAAGUCAAUGGAUCAGUUUGGGUCGUGAACUGAAGAAUAAUGUUUUCUGUGAGUGUCCUGCGGAGGCUACGACCCGGUCUCGUCUCUGCCUCGCUCCGUUACACUGUGGUCUCGGCCGGACAGCACGGGCCGCUGUGUCCCGGCUCUUUAAUCGGAGGAGUUAGCCGGAAACAGCUACAUGUUGUCAGAAGGUCGUUCCUCAGCCUUAACAACCAGGUGCGGUCUCUGUGUCCAUCCAGCCGCUCUCUCUCUGUGCAGACACACUCCGGGGAUGGGAACCUCAUUUACACUGGCACCCUGGGCACCGCUGUGAGAGGGGUGAAGAUGUUCUCCUACAGCACCAGCGGGGCCAGCCUCUUCCUCAUGCCCCAAAUCCUCCUGAAGACCGGACUCGGCGUAAAGAGCUUCGCCCUGCAGGCCGCUUUCUGUGGCAUGAUCGGCUUCUUCACCUUCCUCACCCCCGUCUUCCUCCACUUCAUCACCAAGGGCUACGUGGUCCGUCUCUAUCACAACCCAGACAAAGACACCUACACUGCCAUCACCUACAGUGUCUUCCUCACAGAAAAAAAGUACACGUUUCACCAGAGCCAGGUCAAGAUCCCGGACGUCAGCAAGAUGUUCACCACCUUCUACGUCAACAACACGGGGAUGCUGGUAAACCCAGACCUGUUCCCCAUCCCACACAACUACAAUCACCUGAUGGGCUACGAUAAACCCUUCAGCUUCGACACAGAUGACAUGGACAGACCCGAUAAGAGCUGAGAGACUGAAGGCAAACAGGUUGACUGAGGUGUUAGCGUAUGAAUUACAUCCCCAACUCUGAACUGCACAAUACACGCACUCAGUUUCUACCAGGGUGGAACAUCUACUGAAGACUUGACAAUUGAAGUAAUCUCUCAACUUGAUUUCGUUUCAUUUUUUGUCAAUAUAUUGAUGGAUGUUUCAUGAAAAUAAAUUAUAACUUGAU
Molecule: messenger RNA, 1054 nt
Organism: Hippoglossus stenolepis (Pacific halibut)
Lineage: Eukaryota; Metazoa; Chordata; Actinopteri; Pleuronectiformes; Pleuronectidae
Gene: tmem70
Product: transmembrane protein 70
Exons: 3
Coding region: 127-849 (240 amino acids)
Biological process (GO): mitochondrial proton-transporting ATP synthase complex assembly
Cellular component (GO): mitochondrial membrane
Source: RefSeq, a predicted model, not a curated record